AUGGCGAACAACUCGCUAAGUGCAAGAUGCAAGGCAGCUUCAUCGCUCCGCAUCACCCCCUCCAACUCCCCGGUUUUGCGACCGCCAACGCGCUCCUCUGUGCACAAGACGCCAUUGAACCAGACAACUUUGAGCCUGCAGACAGUGAUCGGAACGACUACGACUACCCCUCACGGUUUCUCGAGCCAUGAGGAAAGCAAGUCUUUUGCCCUCUGCGCCGGCUCGGUGGUGGUUUUGGCUGAGUUAGACGACGAGCAUUGUGUGAACCAACGCUUUUUCAGGGCACGACCCUCGGCAGCCAGUGUCAACCCAGUGACGUCGUUCUACAGCCAAUCUACCCCUCCCACCACUCCUGACAGUCGAGCGAAAUUUUCGGGGAGUAUAAGAUCUACCACCCAUAGCAAUGCUUACAAUGGAUCUCCAUCCAACGACCCGGUUGACAAUGGUAGUCCGCGUGGAUGGUCAUCUCGGGAGAGGGUGAAGGCUGUUACGAGUACCGCGAUCAGCCCUAAUGGAAGGUUUCUGGCAGUAGGAGAGACUGGCUAUAGCCCUAGGGUUCUGAUUUUUUCAACAGCAAAAGAUGCCUCUUCCGAAAUCCCGCUUUCAAUACUGACCGAGCAUACAUUCGGAGUGCGAGGCCUGGCCUUCAGCUCGGAUUCCCAGUAUCUAGCCACUCUUGGAGAUGUAAACGAUGGAUUUCUCUUCGUAUGGUCUGUGAAUCUAAAGACCGGUUCGGCAAAGCUCCACUCGACCAACAAGUGCACCUCCUAUGUCCGUGACAUGUGCUGGAUGGGUCAGACUUUGAUCACGGUAGGAGUUCGGCAUGUGAAAGUUUGGAGGCUUCCAGAUGCAAGGCCUGCUUCUCCACGGUCUCGCCUUACGGUGGAGGCACCGAGCAUCUCUCCAAAUCACACCCCUAGGGCGUUCUCGGGGCGGAAUUGCUUACUGGGAUCGCUGGCGGAAAGCACUUUCACCAGUGUAGCAAGCAUUUCUGAUCGGGAGUCGGUAGUGGGCACCGACACGGGUGCUUUGUGCUUUGUGGAUGAUAGUGAAGGAUCCCAGAAGUUGUCCGUUGUCCAGCAUAUGGAAUUCGGCAUUGCCUCAUUAGCGGUCGAUUCGUACCGCUCCUGUGUGUGGGUUGGUGGACGGGGUGGACAGAUCCAGCAAUGCACCUUCGAAAAAAUACGCUCGUCGACUGUACCAUUAUCCCCCGCGCUUUCUGGCCGGUCCUCGGCAGAGCAGGGUUUCAAGGGUCCUGCGAUUGUUUGCCUCGGAUCUUUGGGAUCUCAUCUAGUGACAGUUGACAUGACAAACGCCAUCGACAUCUAUUCGAGCAACAACGUGAGCGAGGACGUUGACCAGAGGGACGCUCAAAACAGGAUCUGUGCUCAUCGGGAUGGGGUUCUUGGAAUACGGCCACUCCAAACCCCGAAUCAACUUGAAGCAGAUUUCUUCACAUGGUCACGGAAAGGUACUGUGAACUUCUGGAACACUCAAGGCAAGUGUAAGGAUUCACGCACGAUUGCCCUGGAGCACCCUGCGGGAAACGACGAAGAUAUUUCCAACGAAUUGAAAGUAGUACGUACCACGGAUGAUAUGGACAGAUUCUUCUCUGGUGAUAAAUUCGGUGUCCUACGGGUAUUGCAAGGCGAUUCGUGGAAAUCCGUGCAUGAAGUCCGAGCUCAUGGAGGGGAGAUUACAGACAUUGCCCUGCAUAUAACACCUGAAUCCUGCUUAGUUGCCAGCUCUGGGCGCGAUCGCAUGGUUCAGCUGUUCGAACGAAACAAUGACAAGCUGCAAUUGAUCCAAACCAUGGAUGACCAUGUUGGGGCCGUGAGUCAGCUUCUUUUCAUCGAUGAUGGGGAGAAGCUGCUUUCGUCUUCUGCUGAUCGGACCAUUCACGUCAGGGACCGUGUCACUCGAGAGGUCGACGGCGAGCCGGUCAUUGCCUAUUUGAUCUCCAGAGUGAUCACGAUGAAGGCAUCCCCAGUGUCGAUGACUCUUUCUACUGACACGGAUGUUCUCGUCGUGUCUACGGCUGAUCGAUGCAUCCUACAGUAUGAUCUAGCUUCUGGCCGUCAAAUUACUUCCUUCCGGGCCAUUGAUUCGGAUGGAAGUGACACAGUCGUCAUGAACUCUUUGACGGUAGCUUCUGACAUGUCAGGACAGAGUUUCUCCAAGUUACUUGUCGGGGUUUCCGGCACCGACAAGUCCAUUCGUGUAUAUGACUUGGAGCGGGGCGUGCUUCUCACGGGUGAGUUUGGUCACACAGAGGGACUGAGUGACGCUUGCCUACUGGACCAUCACUCCAGUUCCCCCGCCAGCCCAAAUGGACGGGUCCUGAUCAGCUCGGGGCUUGAUGGUCUGGUCAUGAUUUGGGGUGUAUCCAUGCUUCCCCAGUCAUCACAGGAUGUGGCACAGGCGGUCAUCAAAGAUGAUGAUGCUCCUGUGAAGGAGCUGACGGUUGCAAAGCCCCCUCUACGCAAAAUCCUGUCGAAACAUGAAUUGGCUGGGCUUCAGCGACAGGAAAACAUUGCCGUCACCCCAACGCCGGCGCGCGGUCAUUCUCCGACUUUCUUACGCAAAUUUUCCAAAUUCUCAUUUUCCACUUCUACAAAAAAUGGGCACACCCCCCCACCUACGACACCUUCAUCGACGUCCAAUCGGCGAUCCCCUGUCCCCAGCGUUCGCCGGGAAAAGCCCCAUUCAUCGUCACCUUCUUUGCAUACUUCCAAGCCAGCAGGUAUGAGGAAGAGUGGUGGCAGGAGUGACUCUCGCCGUUCCUCUCUUGAUUUCCGGGCUCGCGCCAGGAAUUCCGGGAAAAGCGACUUUGGAAGUCUUGAUACGUCCACUGAACAAGUCUGUCGCACCUUGAAGGCUUACCGGAAAAAGCUUAAUGGGUCCACGGAGCAUGUGCAUGCUCAAAAGGAGCUUGAGAGAGAGCUCAGUCUUACUCUGCGCGCUCUCACUUCUCGGAGCCAUAGCAGUGAGAGCGCCGAAACAGAGACCGAGAGCAGCGGGAAAGAGAAUGAAAAGCUCGUGGGUGAUGGUGCAUCCAACAAUACCAUAUAUGCGCCAUGUUCCAUACCGUCUCCAGACGAACGUUCGAACGAGACACCGGAAGCUUCGGUGGGCCUCUCCGUCCAUGCCGAUGGGGAGGAUUGA
This is a messenger RNA of Aspergillus sclerotioniger CBS 115572, 3165 nucleotides long. RefSeq names its product WD40 repeat domain-containing protein. Bases 1 to 3165 code for a protein of 1054 amino acids. Gene Ontology annotation, molecular function: protein binding. The transcript is spliced from 4 exons. Gene Ontology annotation, cellular component: mitotic spindle. Lineage: Eukaryota; Fungi; Ascomycota; Eurotiomycetes; Eurotiales; Aspergillaceae. Gene Ontology annotation, biological process: mitotic spindle organization; regulation of mitotic cell cycle. The record is from RefSeq and is a predicted model, not a curated record.